Messenger RNA from Acanthocheilonema viteae, 2064 nucleotides. The record is from the annotation of a GenBank genome assembly. Lineage: Eukaryota; Metazoa; Nematoda; Chromadorea; Rhabditida; Onchocercidae.
AUGAGAAAUGGAACCGUUAGGAUCCGUGGACGUUUACGCAGACGAUGUACGGCAUCCUUGGCUGACAAUCAAAUCAGUCCUAGCGAAGAGGAAGCACCGAUCAUCAAGAAAGAUGUAAAUAAGGCACUUAUUUCUCAGCGUUUAUUACGUCUGCCUCGAAAUGAAGUUGUUGGAGAUCUGGACAAUUUUUCUCAACGUCAGCACUUUACUACAGACUUCGCAGAGAACAAUGAAGAUUCAGAUAAUGAGCAGUAUUUGGCAAAGCGGAAAUUUUAUAUUGUCGCUGGUGGUGGGGUUCCAUCGGAAUUAUAUAGAACAGAUUUAUUACACAGAAUGAAACAGGAAGAAGAUAGCGAUGCGUCAUCGGAUGAUGAAGCGGCAUUUGUAUCAAUGAGUGAUCGUUGGAAGGAAGAAUGGAAUCAUGGUGUGCAGGUUCCACUGUGUAAGAAGUUACCAGAUUUUGUUGUUCACCACUUUCCAUGUUCCUCAUCUUCACGAGUACGGCCACGAAUUUUUCCGAAAAGGGAUGGUUCAUUGAUCUCAGUUCAUGAUCGUCGAUAUAUUGGUGAUAAACACAAGCGUGUAAUUAUGCCGAAAUUACGUAGUUAUCAAGCAGAUCGAUUUGACCGUGUAUUUUUGUCGAAAUUAAAUGAAAAACGAAUCGCUGUUGGGUUGCCACUAAUCAGUGAAAAGACUUUUGGCGAAGUUAUGGAUAAAUUGGAGGCAAUAUUUAGCGACCUCAUUUCAUCUAUUGCUUCUCCUAUCGCAUCCGCAGAUGCAGAAUUUGAUGAAAACGUUUGUUGUGAUAUAUGUCGUCAGCCGGAUUAUGAAGAAGAUGAUAAAAUUAUAUUCUGUGAUGGUUGCAACGUGGGUGUACAUCAGUCUUGUUAUGGGCUCGAUUCUGUCCCGUCAGAUGAAUGGCUUUGUCAGAAGUGCAUGCUUCUUGGUUACAAUGCCUUUCCUCAGUGCGUGCUAUGUCCGCUUACUGGUGGUGCAAUGAAGUGCACAAAAGAAGGCGACACGUGGGCACAUAUUGUUUGCGCACUUUGGAUAUACGAAGUGCGUUUUGCGGAUGUUGUUCAUCGUGAACCAAUUUCGAAUAUUUGUGAUAUACCUUAUGGACGGUGGAUGCUCAGAUGUUCAGUAUGUGGUACGAAGCAAGGAGCUUGUAUUCAGUGUUCUGUAGAAACAUGUACAACUGCUUUCCAUGUGUGCUGUGCACUUCGCAGUGGACAGGUAAUGCGUAUAGAGCAUGAUAGCGACGAUGGCAAUGAUGACGACAGUGUUGAUGAUGAUAAUGUUCGCAUGGUUAGCCUCUGUAGACAGCAUUCAAUGGAGAAAAUGUUUGACUCCAAUCUGAGAUUUUGUAGCCCAGAUGCUCUGUGUACGACUACAUUAACGUUACAAGAAAUGGAACGGCUAUUUUUUUUGUACGUAACUGUGGAAGGUAUCGCUGGUAUGCUAUCACUUAGCGAAGAUGUGGUUUCGGACAUUUAUGAAUAUUGGAAGUUGCGUCGUAUUGAUAAUGGAUACAAACCACUACUGAACGAUAAAUCGGAGGUUGAGCGACAAAUAGCUGUUCGUCUGCGAUCAUCUCCCUUUGCUGUUCUGCCUGGUAGACAACGAAACGAAGCAGUAAUACGGCAAAAUUUGGAAAAGGCGCGUAAUUUAUGUUAUAUGGUAGGAAAACGAGAGAAGAUCAAAUUAUGUGCAUUGCAAUGCUGGAUUAAUACAUACAAAUAUGUCUAUCAGAUGCUAACUGAGAAGAAUGUUCCUUAUAGUAGCAGAGUCUUAAAAAAAUGCAUUCAUGCAGUGAGCUCGAUGCAACAAGCAUCAUCAGACUCAGGUGAUGUUGCAAUUUCAUUAGAAAAUCUUGUUUCGUCGCUGAGAUCCCCAUCUCCUCUGCGAAAGCAAUUGUCAACAAACAAUCGCAUUCGCGAAAGAAAUGGAUUAUCGCAUCACUUGCGAAAGCACGCCUUGCAGAAGGUUCUUUUCGCUGCAGAUACAUUUAUUAAAAAUUCCCAAGAAUCAUUUGCCUCGGGUCGUUAUAGUUUGCGGGCAUAA